Molecule: messenger RNA, 1413 nt
Organism: Rhagoletis zephyria (snowberry fruit fly)
Lineage: Eukaryota; Metazoa; Arthropoda; Insecta; Diptera; Tephritidae
Source: RefSeq, a predicted model, not a curated record
AUGAACUCUUCUGGCAGCAACAACGGCGGCGGAAGUGGAAAUGGCGGUGGCAGUGGUGGGCGAGGCAGCUUUAAAACUGAGCGAAAAACUUCCAAAGACGACCAACAACUGUUCAGUCGAAGUCAAAUCGUGCCCAAAGACAAGGUGGCCAGUGCAAAGAAGGAGACGGCUCUGGAAAUAUCAGACAUUAUCGAUGAUGACGAUCUGGAGGACGAGAGCAGUCACUACUCCAGCAAGAGCAUUCGCUCUUCAGUGAGCAGCACCCUCUCCAGCCAGAAACUGCUAAGCACUACCUCAAAGCCGAUCGAUAUGGACACUGCUAAAAAGCUUAAAACACUGCUCAUUGGCGAUGCCAGCAAAGCAAUUGGCCCCGAGUGGUGCCUUCAGUACUUUGACUUUGAAACACGCGUUCCUGACCUCUGGUACGGCCUGGUGCAGCAUCAAGGGGGACCGUGCGGCUUGAUGGCCACCGUUCAGGGCUACCUAUGCGCCGAGUUUUUUCAUUUGAAUAAUGAAAACUUAGCCGAGAAAGAAUCUGAUUUGGACGCCUAUCGAUACGCUUGUCUGGCUCGUGCAAUUGCCAAUUUGCUGUGGCAAAUUGGCGGGCACAAACAGAAAGUGAUUGUUGCCUUUGAAUCCAAUCGAGUUUUUCCCAGUCGAAUGGAACUUUCUGAGGCGGUUGGUUUCGCCCCUGACGGCAUUACUGAGCACAUUCGAAUAAGCGUUGAGUUAUCGAGCCUAGCUGAAGUGACACAGUUUCUCAGUGAACUCUUCUCUCAUGAUCGUCACUGUUUAGGAGCAAUAUCGCUCGCAUUCUCAAGCAUUCUUACGAGAGGGGUCAAUCAAAUACAGCAAGACUAUGAUUCGGGCUCUAUUGAGACGCUUCUCACACCAGAACGUCUGCUCUGUACUCAAGAACUGGUCAAUUUGACGCUAAUAGGCCGCGCAGUGUCCAAUGUUUUUGAUCGCAACUUUGCUAUUUCCAGUGAGAUGAUACUGCAAGGCAUCAACCGACAAUCACUCAUAGGCUUUCUGACAAUUCACGAACAUGAAGGAGCUUUCAAGGUGGGAAAUUGCUACAAAAACUCAAAACUGCCAAUAUAUUUAGUGCUCAAUGAGUACCACUUUACUUUGCUGUUUAGCAAGCAAAAGUUUGGCGAAGAUGAUUUAAACUCGGAUGCCUUGAAGAGCAAUAAAACAAGCGAAACUAACAAGUUUGACCUUUUCUACUAUGAUGGACUGCUAGGACAAGAUCAUGAAAUUCGUUUGACAAUUGACGCUAACCCGAAAGACGAUAGUGCUGUUUCAGUUUUAAGCGAAACCAAUGAAGUAAUUUGCCCCAUUGAGUGUAUUAUUCGCACUAAAUGGCCUGCUGCGACAGUUGAUUGGAAUGGUUCGAGUAAAAUAUUUUAA